Messenger RNA from Saprolegnia diclina VS20, 781 nucleotides. Its product is annotated as GTP-binding nuclear protein Ran. Gene Ontology annotation, biological process: ribosomal subunit export from nucleus; protein import into nucleus. The transcript has a single exon. Bases 39 to 683 code for a protein of 214 amino acids. Gene Ontology annotation, cellular component: nucleus; cytoplasm. Lineage: Eukaryota; Oomycota; Saprolegniomycetes; Saprolegniales; Saprolegniaceae. The record is from RefSeq and is a predicted model, not a curated record. Gene Ontology annotation, molecular function: GTPase activity; GTP binding.
CUCAUUUCGAAUUUCCCCUCGGUCCCAGUAAGACAACGAUGGCGCAGCAGCAGAUGCCCGAAUUCAAGCUCAUCCUUGUCGGCGACGGCGGCGUCGGCAAGACGACCUUCGUCAAGCGCCACUUGACGGGCGAGUUCGAGAAGAAGUACGUGGCGACGCUCGGCGUCGAGGUCCACCCGCUCAAGUUCGAGACCAACUUCGGCCCGAUCAAGUUCAACUGCUGGGACACGGCCGGCCAGGAGAAGUUUGGCGGCCUCCGCGACGGCUACUACAUCCAGGGCCAGUGCGCCAUCAUCAUGUUCGACGUGACGUCGCGCAUCUCGUACAAGAACGUGCCCAACUGGCACCGCGAUCUCUUCCGCGUCUGCGAGAACAUCCCGAUUGUGCUCUGCGGCAACAAGGUCGAGGUCAAGGACCGCAAGGUCAAGGCCAAGCAGAUCACGUUCCACCGCAAGAAGAACCUCCAGUACUUUGACAUCUCGGCCAAGUCCAACUACCAGUUCGAGAAGCCCUUCCUCUGGCUCGCGCGCAAGCUCGUCGGCGACAACAACUUGACGUUCGUUGAGGCCGCCGCCCUUGCCCCGCCGGAGGUUGUCAUGGACCAGAACCACAUCUCCAGCCUUGAGGCCGACCGCCUUGCCGCCAUCAACGCGCCGCUGCCCGAUGAGGACGACGAUAUCUAAGCGCUGAGGCCAUUUCUUAUUUGCACAUGCGCGGGCGCCUGUCCGCGGUAGUAGACAAAAGUGAACUCAAUCAAGAAAUCUCUUUUCCAUCUCUUACA